Molecule: messenger RNA, 1686 nt
Organism: Funneliformis geosporum
Lineage: Eukaryota; Fungi; Glomeromycota; Glomeromycetes; Glomerales; Glomeraceae
Source: the annotation of a GenBank genome assembly
AUGAGUUGUGGAUCAAGCGGGGUCACCUCCCUUGGAGGGAUCGCAAUUUUAGUGUCGGCAAUGAUAGGUCCGGGGCUAGUUACAAUUCCGAUAUUGUUUGAAACCGCGGGAUGGAUAACACCGAUGGUUAUGUUCGGUCUGGCGAUAUUGUUAGCGAGUUGUUCAUCAUUAUUAUUAAUAGAAGCAUUAAGCUCGAUACCAGGAAAUGAAAGAUUUCAGAAAAAGAUAGAAUUCAUAAGUUUAUUUAACAUAUUAAUUGAUAAUAGGAUGAUAAGAUUAACUAUAGGUUUAAUUUUAUUGAUAUCAAUUGAAUCAAUGAUAAUUGCAACGAUAGCAUUAACAUCACAAUCAUUUGAUGCAAUGCUAAUAAGGUUUACAGGCCAAACAUGUGGAAUUGGUAUAUAUCCUGAUGGUGGAUGGAUUUGUAUACAAAAUUUAGGAGAUUAUAGCAGUCCUUUUGGUAAUAGAUUAAUGGCGUUUACUGGCGGUUUAUUGAUUACGUUUAUUAUUGUUACACCGAUGGCAUUUUGUAAUUUAGGAGAAAAUGUUAAAGUACAAAUAAUAUCAUUUGUUACGUUAAUAUUCGUUGUUGUUACAUGGUCAAUUGCAUGUAUAGCGAGCGGAUUAAAACCGGAUAGGAUUCCGUUAAUUGGUACUGAUCAAAGUUUAUUGGUUGGAACUGUAUUGUUCAAUUAUGCUUUUAUAACAAACGUUCCAAGUAUAGUCAACGAUAUGAAUCGAGAUGUAUCGAUAAGAAAAGUUAUUUGGCUCUCAGUAGGAAUAACAACGUUAACAUACAUUUCCAUGGGAGUGUUAGGUGCAAUGGCAUUUCAUCUUGAUCUUUCUUCAAAUAUCAUAUCGGAAAUAAGACAUUCAAAAAUACAUAAUAUUUUUACGGAAAUUGCCACUUUUUUAUUUCCGUUUGGUGGGUUACUCGCUAGUAUUCCUGUGGAUACUAUCGUUGUUCGAUAUAACUUGGUCAGAUCCGGAAUAUGUGAUUAUCCUAUGGCAGCAUUUAUUUCGUUGAUCGUACCAUGGUGUUUAGUAAUACCAUUUCAAACAGGAUAUUGUCAUCGUAAAGCGAGAGUUUUACAAACAUUAGAAUUAGCAAGGGAAGCUUCUGCAAAUGGGAAACAUCAUCAUCAUGAUAAGAACAAUGACAAACAUGAUCAAAGUGCGUUGUCACAAAAUUACACUCGUGAAUCAAUUACUUUACCACCACAUUCUUCCUCAUCAAAUAAAGAAGAGAAAGAAUUAUCAUCCUAUCAAACACAUUUAGAAAAACAUUUACAAAAUCCUCAAUUUGAUAAAUUAAAAAGGCCAAAGAUGUAUCGUCAUAUGUCGGCAGAUGCGAUGGCCAUAGAUGACUUGUCAGAUAUUUUAAAUGAUAAGUUAAGUAAUAAAGUUACACCAACUGAAUUAUAUGAUAAUGAGAAAAGUAUUAUACCAUCACAUACUUCCACUCCAAGGAGUGCAAGUACCGAUGAUGAUGAAUUUUAUCAUUUAUUCAAUUACAGUGGUGGUAAACCUUUUAGAGCUUUUCCCGGUACGACCAAAAGUUUUGGUCUAAUCGUUUCUUAUUUGUCAAUUAUUGUUAGUUUCAUGUUAAUCGGUGGUGUUAUAGUAUAUGAUUUUAUAGGAUUGGUUAACGGUAGGAAUUAUUUUGAUUUGGAUAGUAACACUUAA